Molecule: messenger RNA, 1982 nt
Organism: Trichophyton rubrum CBS 118892
Lineage: Eukaryota; Fungi; Ascomycota; Eurotiomycetes; Onygenales; Arthrodermataceae
Product: serine/threonine protein kinase
Exons: 2
Coding region: 91-1197 (368 amino acids)
Biological process (GO): regulation of mRNA processing; spliceosomal complex assembly; protein phosphorylation
Molecular function (GO): ATP binding; protein kinase activity
Source: RefSeq, a predicted model, not a curated record
UUCGAGAUGGAAAGAUAAAGGAGUAAAGCAGCAGCAGGAGCAGCAGCAGGUAGUAGUAGUAGAAGAAGAAGAAGCAGAAACUGAGUAGCCAUGGCCGCCAGCAUGUUCAUGAGACCACAUCUCCGGUUUUCAUCAUUCUGCUCUGCUUCAACCAUUCGCUGCUGUCCUAAAUCUCCAAUAUCAACCUACCACCGCCGUUGGACUCACAAGAUGGCGCAGCAGGAACUGGUCGAAGAGCAAGCUCUCUCAUUCUAUCGUCGCAAGAACUACUAUCCCGUCAAGAUCGGCGAAGUUUUCAACGGUCGAUACCAAGUUAUUGCAAAACUGGGCUACGGUGGAUACUCGACUGUUUGGCUUGCGAGAGAUAAUAGGACAAAAGAGUAUAAAACACUCAAAAUUACGGUGCAAACUGAUAAUGUCUUGCGGAACUCCACGCCCCCUGUGGUCAAUGAAGUCAAGAUGCUCAAACACCUGAAGUUAACUGCUGAAGAGAGGGAAGAGACCAACCACCCAGCAUUGAAAUUUCUACGCCUUGCCGACGAGAUUCUAGAGCUUGAUAACCCAGAAACUGGUGAUCAUCAUUACUGCAUUGUUUCGCGACCACAAGGGAACAGUAUCCGCACCCUGCAGGACCAGUUCCCCGGUGGUAUAUUGCCUAGGAUUAUAGUGAAAACAAUAGUCCACCAACUGAUCAUUGGGCUAAAUUGGCUACAUACGUGUGGUGGUGUUGUGCAUACCGGUAACUUCUCAAGCUCAAUUUCUCUUCCUGUUAAUCGGGUAUUGACUAUGAUAGAUAUACUGCCCCAGAACAUCCUUAUAAGCAUUGACAAUGACUCAAUUGGCCUCAAAGAGGUUGAAGAACAAGAGACUAAGGAUCCGAGCGUACCCAUCAUUACAAGGGACGGGAAUGGAACUGAGUGCGGUAUAGUCUACAGGUCUCGGUCUACUAGAUUGGAAUUGGCGGGUCACCCCGUCCUCACCGACUUCGGCCAGAUGCGACUUCUGGAUGAUGGCGAGUUCAGCGACUGGUGGAUGCCCGAUCUUUACCGCGCCCCAGAGAUUCUCUUGCAGCUCCCCUGGAGUUGCCCGGUUGAUAUGUGGUCUGUUGGCAUCAUGGUGAGUUUACAUGGUCUUCAACAUAUGACGUUCAAGCUUAGAGUAGUCGAACUGACCGUGUUCACAAGAUUCUCGAACUGAUAGAAGGCCGAAAUCUGUUUGACCCGAUUGAUCACGAGCAUAGGCAGUAUGUGUACCCGCUAGCAAUGGCACAGUACAUAGGCUACCUUGGUCCUCCUCCGCCACUACUGAUGAGCAAAAGCCCGGUUGUAUCCCAGUACUUUGAUGAUGAUGGUAUUCUCCCCUCCAUGUUUUUACUGUUUUAAUGGCCGGAGUAACUUACUGGGAAACAGGGAAGUAUAUAGGAGAGGCGCCGAUACCAAAGACUAGUCUUGAAGAUUUUGUCACAACCAUUUCAUGUGAUAAGGAGAAAGAGAUGUUCCUACGCUUUAUUCGAAGGAUGUUGACGUGGGAUCCGGAGGAGAGAGCUACAACGAAUGAAAUUUUCACCGAUCCAUGGCUCAUGCUGACCCCUGAAGAGAUGCCUGGUGCGUUAGGGGUACUUGAGUCCUAGUCAAUAUUGUACAAUAUCGAUGCUCCACUCUAGUAACUGCUUGUGUCUGUACAAACAAACAAUUCUAUAUAUAAUUGUCGGAAGAGUUUUGAGUAGAUUCACUGAGCCACAAGGGUAUAAAGGCGGGCUUCUGAGUAUAAUCUCAAAUCAAUGUCUUAUUCUUAUCCAACCAGAUGGCAGAUAUAGCUGUUGGACUUCUUCUAUAGGCUCCAUCCCUUCGAGCCCCUGACAUGAUUUUACAGCCUCCCUGCUCUUUCACCCAUGUAUGUUUUCGGGGUUGCACUCUCUACUAGGGAGAUCUUUGUUCUUUCAUCUCGACGCCCCCAGUCAGGGGCACAUCUAGCAUGCACGG